UACAGCGAGAAACAACGUGUCAGUUCUUUUGAUAACAAGUCAUUGUCUUAGUGUUGCAUCUGAUAUGUUGAAUUUCAUUUUAAUUGCGAUUUUGAUUAUUUUGUCUCUGUUGUAUGUCGUUCGAAGGACCGGUCAACAGAAAGGAAAAGCGCCACCUGGACCCAAAGGCUGGCCCGUCUUCCAGAUUUUCUUGGAGUCUGAACUUCCGACUUUACAUUUAAAACUUUAUGAUUGGACUGAAAAAUAUGGAGACAUUUUUCAAUUCGAAUUACUGGGCAAGAAAUUCAUCAGUCUAAAUUCUUCUGAAGUACUGAGAGAGGCAUUUAACAAAGAACCAAAUGCAACCAUUACCUCGUUUCGGCCGCCGACAUUUACAGGAGAGUAUCAGCUUGAUAAUUAUGCCGAUGUUGGAUUUUCAUCUCCAGAUCCAUUGUGGACAAAACGCAGAAAACUCGCUUAUCAACUGCUCCGCGCCUACGGAGAAGGGUUAUCUAUAAUUGAAUCCCAAGUCAAAGAGAACCUCCAAUCCAUGCAAAACGCCAUUCGAUCCAAAGAAAACAAAAAUGUGGAUCCCAGCAGCAUUGUGGAAGAAUUCAUACUUAAUACAGUUGAAAUUCUGGUCAUAGGACGAAGCUUUGGCAGAAAGGGAGAACUGCAAAAGAUAUUAAAGAAACUUGACCACAUUCUCAACAUAACAGUCAACCCCGGAUAUGAUAUUUUGUAUGGGUUCUUGCCAUUUCUACGAUUUCUCCCUCUCCCGAUAUCCUUGAAGAUGAAAGAGUUUCGAAAGACAAAACAAGUUAUGAUGGACUAUCUGGAAACUUUGUCGAAAGAGGAAACCGUGGAAAAGGGAAUAUAUCACACACUGAAAGACAUCAUGAAACAAAGGGAUGAACACGGCAAUCAGUGGUUCACAAAAGAAAAUCUGUCAAAUCUCUUAGUGAAUUUAGUAUCCGGUGGUUACCUGACAACACGAGGGACAGUAAUGUCCAUGAUACAAAUCCUUGCUAAGAGACCAGAACUUCAGAAAGCUUUACAAAGAGAAGUGGAUGAUGUGAUAGGAUUUGACAGAGAACCUUGCCUCUCUGACAGGCAUAAAUGCCCGCUUACCGAUGCCGUCAUUCUAGAAACACUCCGUUACAUUUCACACCUUCCUCUGUCCGUCUUUCAUGGAACGUCCCAGGAAACUACAAUCGCUGGUUACACUAUAGAGAAGAACACAGUAAUUAUACCAAACGUGUGGGCAAUGCAUCUCAGCGAGAAAGAAUGGGAAGAACCAUUUACUUUUAAACCGGAGCGCUUCUUAGACGCGGAUGGGCUUUUAUUACCAGCCAAUGGCCCCAUCAGGAAAAAAUUUCUUGCAUUUGGAACAGGGAAGAGAAAUUGUAUUGGUGAAGUGUUUGCAAAAUCACGCAUAUUUCUAUUUUUGUCAACUUUAAUGCAACAGACAACGAUUUUCGAGCCCGAUGGAAAAUCAUUAUCGGAUCUUCGACAGAGAGAAAUGCUUCCUGGUAUCGUUUUACAGCCUCAGCCGUACGAAGUUCGUUUUGUUCUUCGACAAAAGUUAAAUGUAGGUCUUGCCCUGGGUAUAUAUGUAGAGUUUCUAAUUUACUGCGAGAAACAACGUGGCAGUUCUUUUUAUAAUAAGUCAUAUGUUUUAGUGUCGUCUGAUAUGUUGAAUUUCAUUUUAAUUGCUAUUUUGAUAAUUUUGUCUCUGUUGUAUGUCGUUCGAAAGACCAGUCGACAGAGAGGAAAAGCGCUACCUGGACCCAAAGGUUGGCCCGUCUUCCAGAUUUUCUUGGAAUCUGAACUUCCGACUUUACAUUUCAAACUUUAUGAUUGGACUGAGAAAUAUGGAGACAUUUUUCAAUUCGAAUUCCUGGGCAAGAAAUUCGUCAGUCUAAACUCUUCUGAAGUACUGAGAGAGGCAUUUAACAAAGAACCAAAUGCAACCAUUACCUCGUUUCGGCCGCCGACAUUUACAGGAGAGUAUCAGCUUGGUAAUUAUGCCGAUGUUGGAUUUUCAUCUCCAGAUCCAUUGUGGACAAAACGCAGAAACCUUACUUACCAAUUGCUCCGCGCCUACGGAAAAGGGUUAUCUAUCAUUGAAUCCCAAGUCAAAGAGAACCUCCAAUCCAUGAAAAAGGACAUUCAAUCCAUAGAAAACAAAAACGUGGAUCCCAGCAGCAUUGUGGAAGAAUUCAUACUUAGUACAGUGGAAAUUCUGACCAUAGGACGAAGCUUUGGCAAAAAGGGAGAACUGCAAAAGAUAUUAAAGAAACUUGAUCACAUUAUCAACAUAACAGUCAACCCCGGAUAUGAUAUUUUGUAUGGAUUUUUGCCGUUUCUACGAUUUCUUCCUCUCCCGAUAUCCUUGAAGAUGAAAGAGUUUCGUAAGACAAAACAAAUUAUGAUGGACUAUCUGGAAACUUUGUCGAAAGAGGAAACCGUGGAAAAAGGAAUCUAUCACACACUAAAAGACAUUAUGAAACAAAGGGAUGAACACGGCAAUCAGUGGUUCACAAAAGAAAAUCUGUCGAAUCUCUUAGUAAAUUUAGUAGCCGGUGGUUACCUGACAACACGAGGGACAGUAAUGUCCAUGAUACAAAUCCUUGCUAAGAGACCAGAACUUCAGAAAGCUUUACAAAGAGAAGUGGAUGAUGUGAUAGGAUUUGACAGAGAACCUUGCCUCUCUGACAGGCAUAAAUGCCCGCUUACCGAUGCCGUCAUUCUAGAAACACUCCGUUACAUUUCACACCUUCCUCUGUCCGUCUUUCAUGCAACGUCCCAGGAAACCACAAUCGCUGGUUACACUAUAGAGAAGAACACAGUAAUUAUACCAAACGUGUGGGCAAUGCAUCUCAGCGAGAAAGAAUGGGAAGAACCAUUUACUUUUAAACCGGAGCGCUUCUUAGACGCGGAUGGGCUUUUAUUACCAGCCAAUGGCCCCAUCAGGAAAAAAUUUCUUGCAUUUGGAACAGGGAAGAGAAAUUGUAUUGGUGAAGUGUUUGCAAAAUCACGCAUAUUUCUAUUUCUGUCAACUUUAAUGCAACAGACAACGAUUUUCGAGCCCGAUGGAAAAUCAUUAUCGGAUCUUCGACAGAGAGAAAUGCUUCCUGGUAUCGUUUUACAGCCUCAGCCGUACGAAGUUCGUUUUGCUCUUCGACAAAAGUAACAUUUUCCAUAAACAGCAUGUAAAAUGAAAUUUCAAU
Molecule: messenger RNA, 3212 nt
Organism: Ostrea edulis (European flat oyster)
Lineage: Eukaryota; Metazoa; Mollusca; Bivalvia; Ostreida; Ostreidae
Exons: 12
Coding region: 65-3175 (1036 amino acids)
Molecular function (GO): iron ion binding; heme binding; monooxygenase activity
Source: RefSeq, a predicted model, not a curated record